Phyllostomus discolor (pale spear-nosed bat) is the source of this 6340-nucleotide messenger RNA. RefSeq names its product integrin subunit beta 4 (gene ITGB4). Gene Ontology annotation, molecular function: integrin binding. The record is from RefSeq and is a predicted model, not a curated record. The transcript is spliced from 41 exons. The coding region runs from base 420 to 6059 and encodes 1879 amino acids. Lineage: Eukaryota; Metazoa; Chordata; Mammalia; Chiroptera; Phyllostomidae. Gene Ontology annotation, biological process: integrin-mediated signaling pathway; hemidesmosome assembly; cell-matrix adhesion. Gene Ontology annotation, cellular component: integrin complex; cell surface; membrane.
AGAAGUGCGGGCCGCGAUCGGGGGCGGGGGCUAAGACACCACCCCUAGCUCAGGGCAGCCGGGCAGCGGAGGCUGGAGCCCGGAGGGCUGGGGAGGAGCGGCCCCCGGGGCAGGACUGGAGCGAGAGGGGGCGGCUCCUCCCCUGGCCCCGCCGCCGUCGGUCGGGUCGCUGGGCUGGGCGCCGCGGGAGCCGCAGCCUUUUCCGGGGGGCGGGCCCCGCUCCUGCCCCGACAGGUGCGCACCGCGUGCAGGAAUGCGGCCGGCCUGACUCACCAGCGCCUCCUUCCUACCUGCCGCCGCCCCAUAAAGCGGUCCCUCCCCUCCCCGCCGCCCGCCCUCGGGACAGUCCGGCUCUGCGCGCGCCUGCCGCCCAGCCGCCGAGCGGAGCCCACCGCGGGGGAGGGCGGAGGAGGAAGAGGAUGGCGGGGCCUCGUGCCAGCCCAUGGGCCAGGCUGCUGCUGGCAGCCGUGCUGAUCGCCGGCUUCUCAGGGCACAUGGCCAAUCGCUGCAAGAAGGCCCAGGUGAAGAGCUGCACCGAGUGCAUCCGUGUGGCCAAGGACUGCGCCUACUGCACCGACGAGACGUUCCUUGAACGGCGCUGCAACACCCAGGCCGAGCUGCUGGCCGCAGGCUGCCGGAUGGAGAGCGUGGUGGUCAUGGAGAGCAGCUUCGAGAUCACCGAGGAGACGGAGAUCGACACCACCCUGCACCGCAGCCAGGUGUCCCCCCAGGCGCUGCGGGUCCGCCUGCGGCCGGGCGAGGAGCAGCACUUCGAGCUGAAGGUGUUCGAGCCGCUGGAGAGCCCCGUGGACCUAUACAUCCUCAUGGACUUCUCCAACUCCAUGUCCGACGAUCUGAACAACCUCAAGCAGAUGGGCGAGCACCUGGCUGAGGUCCUGCGGAGCCUCACCAGAGACUACACGAUCGGCUUCGGCAAGUUUGUGGACAAAGUCAGUGUCCCGCAGACGGACAUGAGGCCGGAGAAGCUGAAGGAGCCCUGGCCCAACAGCGACCCCCCCUUCUCCUUCAAGAACGUCAUCAGGCUGACCCAAGACGUGGAUGAGUUCCGGAAUAAGCUGCAGGGAGAGCGGAUCUCAGGCAACCUGGACGCCCCCGAAGGCGGUUUUGACGCCAUGCUGCAGACGGCCGUGUGCACGAGGGACAUCGGCUGGCGCCCGGACAGCACCCACCUGCUGGUGUUCUCCACCGAGUCGGCCUUCCACUACGAGGCCGACGGCGCCAACGUGCUGGCCGGCAUCCUGAAGCGGAAUGACGAGGAGUGCCACCUGGAUGCCACGGGCACCUACACCCAGUACAAGACGCAGGACUACCCCUCCGUGCCCACCCUGGUGCGCCUGCUGGGCAAGCACAACAUCAUCCCCAUCUUCGCCGUCACCAACUACUCCUACAGCUACUACGAGAAACUGCACACGUAUUUCCCCGUGUCCUCGCUGGGCGUGCUGCAGGAGGACUCGUCCAACAUCGUGGAGCUGCUGCGGAAGGCCUUCGACAACAUCCGCUCCAACCUGGACAUCCGGGUCCUGGACAUCCCCCGCGGCCUGCGGACCGAGAUCACCAGCAGGAUCCCCAAGACGAAGUCUGGGUCCUUCCACAUCCAGCGAGGAGAAGUGGGCACCUACCAAGUCCAGCUGCGGGCCAUCGAGGACGUGAACGGGAUGCAUGUGUGCCAGCUGCCGGAGAAUGACAAGAGGGGCAACAUCCACCUGAAGCCUUCCUUCUCCGACGGCCUCAGGAUGGACGCAGAGAUCAUCUGUGACGUGUGCUCCUGCGAGCUGCAAAAAGAGGUGCAGUCACCUUACUGCAGCGGCCAUGGGGACUUCAUGUGCGGGCACUGUGUGUGCUACGAGGGCUGGAGCGGCAAGACCUGCAGCUGCUCCACGGGCUCCCAGAGCGACACCGUCCCCUGCCUGCGGGACGGGGAGGACAAGCCGUGCUCCGGCCGCGGCGAGUGCCAGUGCGGGCGCUGCGUGUGCUACGGGGACGGCCGCUACGAGGGCCAGUUCUGCGAGUACGACAACUUCCAGUGCCCCCGCACCGCCGGGGUCCUCUGCAACGACCGGGGACGCUGCUCCAUGGGCCAGUGUGUGUGUGAGCCGGGCUGGACGGGCCCAAGCUGCGACUGUCCCCUCAGCAAUGCCACCUGCAUCGACAGCAACGGGGGCAUCUGUAACGGGCGUGGCCACUGCGAGUGUGGCCGCUGCCACUGCAACCAGCAGUCCCUCUACACAGACAGCAUCUGCGAGAUCAACUACUCGGCGGUGCGGCUGGGGCUCUGCGAGGACAUGCGCUCCUGCGUGCAGUGCCAGGCCUGGGGCACGGGCGAGAAGAAGGGGCGCUCGUGCGAGGAGUGCCGCUUCAAGGUCAAGAUGGUGGACGAGCUUAAGAAAGCGGAGGAGGUGGUGGAGUUCUGCUCCUUCCGGGACGAGGACGACGACUGCAACUACAGCUACACCGUGGAGGGCGACGGCAGCCCCGGGCCCAACAGCACCGUCCUGGUGCACAAGAAGAAGGACUGCCCUCCCAGAUCCUUCUGGUGGCUCAUCCCCCUGCUCAUCUUCCUCCUGCUGCUCCUGGCGCUGCUGCUGCUGCUGUGCUGGAAGUACUGUGCCUGCUGCAAGGCCUGCCUGGCGCUUCUCCCCUGCUGCAACCGAGGUCACAUGGUGGGCUUCAAGGAGGACCACUACCUGCUGCGGGAGAACCUGAUGGCCUCGGACCACCUGGACACACCCAUGCUGCGCAGCGGGAACUUCAAGGGGGUGGACAGGGUCCGCUGGAAGGUCACCAACAACGUGCAGCGGCCUGGCUUCGCCACCCACACCGCCAGCACCAACCCCACGGAGCUGGUGCCCUACGGGCUGUCCCUGCGCCUUGCCCGCCUUUGCACCGAGAACCUGCUGAAGCCCGAAACCCGGGAGUGCGACCAGCUGCGCCAGGAGGUGGAGGAGAACCUGAACGAGGUGUACAGGCAGAUCCCGGGCUCACACAGGCUCCAGCAGACCAAGUUCCGGCAGCAGCCCAACGCCGGGAAGAAGCAGGACCACACCAUUGUGGACACGGUGCUGACGGCGCCCCGCUCCGCCAAGCAGUCCCUGCUGAAGCUGAUGGAGAAGCACGUGGCCCAAGGGGCCUUCCACGAGCUCAAGGUGGCCGCCGGCUACUACACCCUCACCGCGGACCAGGAUGCCCGGGGCAUGGUGGAGUUCCAGGAGGGCGUGGAGCUGGUGGAUGUGCGGGUGCCCCUCUUCAUCCGGCCCGAGGACGACGACCAGAAGCAGCUGAUGCUGGAGGCCAUCAACGUGCCCGUGGGCACUGCCACCCUCGGCCGCCGCCUGGUAAACAUCACCGUCAUCAAGGAGCAAGCCACCGGGAUCGUGUCCUUCGAGCAGUCCGAGUACGUGGUCAGCGGCGGGGAGCCCGUGGCCCGCAUCCCCAUCGUGCGGCGCAUCCUGGACAACGGCAAGUCCCAGGUCACCUACCGCACCCAGGACAACACGGCGCAGGGCAAACGGGACUACGUCCCCACGGAGGGCGAGCUGCUGUUCCAGCCCGGGGAGACCUGGAAGGAGAUCCAGGUGAAGCUCCUGGACCUGCAAGAGAUGGACUCCCUGCUGCGGGGCCACCAGGUCCGCCGCUUCCAUGUCCACCUCAGCAACCCCAAGUUCGGGGCCCGCCUGGGCCAGCCCCACUCAGCCACUGUCAUCAUUGGGGACCGAGAUGACCUGGAGCAGAACUUCAAGAGCCAGACCCUGUCAAGGCUCACAGGCGCUCACAGUGACCUGGGUGCCCCACAGAACCCCAAUGCCAAAGCUGCGGGGUCCCGGAAGAUCCACUUCAACUGGCUGCCCCCUUCUGGCACACCGACUGGGUACAGGGUGAAGUACUGGAUCCAGGGUGACUCAGAGGCCGAAGCCCACCUGCUGGACAGCAAGGUGCCCUCGGUGGAGCUCACCAACUUGUACCCGUACUGCGACUACGAGAUGAAGGUGUGCGCCUACGGGGCGCAGGGCGAGGGCCCCUACAGCCCCCUGGUGUCCUGCCGCACCCACCAGGAAGUACCCAGUGAGCCAGGGCGCCUGGCGUUCAACGUGGUGUCCUCCACUGUGACCCAGCUGAGCUGGGCGGAGCCCGCUGAGACCAAUGGCGAGAUCACAGCCUACGAGGUCUGCUACGGCCUGGUCAACGAGGACAACCGACCCAUCGGGCCCAUGAAGAAGGUGCUGGUGGACAGCCCCAAGAAGCGGAUGCUGCUCAUCGAGAACCUGAAAGAGUCGCAGCCGUACCGCUACACCGUGAAGGCGCGCAACGGGGCGGGCUGGGGGCCCGAGCGGGAGGCCAUCAUCAACCUGGCCACCCAGCCCAAGCGGCCCAUGUCCAUCCCCAUCAUCCCCGACGUCCCCAUUGUGGACGCCCAGAGCGGGGGCGACUAUGACAGCUUCCUCAUGUACAGCGACGACGUGCUACGCUCGCCAGGCGGCAGCCAGAGGCCCAGCGUCUCCGACGACACCGGCGCCACCUGGAAGUUCGAGCCCCUGCUCGGGGAGGAGCUGGACCUGCGGCGCGUCACGUGGCGGCUGCCCCCGGAGCUCAUCCCGCGCCUGUCGGCCAGCAGCGGGCGCUCCUCCGACGCCGCCGAGCCGCCCCGCGGGCCCCCGGAAGACGGCGCCGAAGGGGGCGCGGGGGCCGCGGUGGGGGAGGGCGGCGGCUCGGCUCGGAGCGCCACGCCGGGGCCCCCCGGAGAUCACCUGGUAAACGGGCGGAUGGACUUCGCCUUCCCGGGCAGCGCCAACUCCCUGCACAGGAUGACCACGGCCAACGCUGCCUAUGGCACCCACCUGAGCCCGCACCUGUCUCACCGGGUGCUGAGCACGUCCUCCACCCUCACCAGGGACUACCACUCGCUGACCCGCACGGAACACUCUGGCACGCUGCCCAGGGACUACUCCACCCUCACGUCCCUGUCCUCAACCAGCCUCGCUCCCAUCCGUGAAGACGGGAGGAGCAGGCUUCCACUGUCCUGGACUUUGGGGUCCCGGAGUCGGGCUCAGAGGAAGGGGGUGCCCCCCUCCAGGGACUCGCCAGACUCUAUAAUCCUGGCUGGGCAGCCAGCAGCGCCCUCUUGGGGCCCAGGCUCCCGCAUGGCUGCUGGUGUGCCCAACACGCCCACCCGCUUGGUGUUCUCGGCCCUGGGGCCCACGUCUCUGAAAGUGAGCUGGCAGGAGCCGCAGUGUGAGCAGGCGCUGCAGGGCUACAGCGUGGAGUACCAGCUGCUGAAUGGCGGCGAGCUGCACCAGCUCACCAUCCCCAGCCCCAGCCAGACGUCCGUGGUGGUGGAGGACCUGCUGCCCAACCACUCCUACGCGUUCCGGGUGAGGGCGCGGAGCCAGGGCGGCUGGGGCCCCGAGCGCGAGGGCGUCAUCACCAUCGAGUCGCAGGUGCACCCUCAGAGCCCGCUCUGCCCCCUGCCAGGCUCCGCCUUCACGCUGAGCACGCCCAGCGCCCCGGGCCCACUGGUGUUCACCGCCCUGAGCCCAGAUUCCCUGCAGCUGAGCUGGGAGCGGCCGCGCAGGCCUGACGGGGACAUCCUGGGCUACCUGGUGACCUGCGAGAUGGCCCACGGAGGAGAGCCCGCCACCACGUUCCUGGUGGACGGCGACAGCCCUGAGAGCAGGCUGACCGUGCCGGGCCUCAGCGAGAACGUGCCCUACAAGUUCAAGGUGCAGGCCAAGACCACCCAAGGCUUUGGGCCGGAGCGUGAGGGUAUCAUCACCAUUGAGUCCCAGGAUGGAGGCCCCUUCCCGCAGCUGGGCAGCCACUCCGGCCUCUACCAGCACCCGCUGGCAGGCGAGUACAGCAGCAUCACCACCACCCACACCAACACCACUGAGCCCUUCCUCCUGGACGGACUAACCCUGGGGUCCCAGCACCUGGAAGCAGCUGGCUCCCUCACCCGGCACGUGACCCAGGAGUUCGUGAGCCACACGCUGACCACCAGCGGGACCCUCAGCAGCCAGGUGGACCAGCAGUUCUUCCAGACCUGAGCUCCCCAAGCCCAGCCCGGCUCUGUCCAGAACCUGGGCCCCCACUGCCUGCUCCCCUCGCCUCAGCUGCACCAUUCUCGGACCCCUAGUGGCCCCGUCCACCCGCAUGCCGAUCAUGGGGCCAGCGCCUCUUGGGGGCACACGUCCUCUGGGAGGCACGAAGGGGACCUCUGGCUGCCCGUCCACCCUACCCAAGCACGCCUGUAACCACAGAGCUGGGGCCAGCAUGACAAGGACCCUGCUUUGUUCUGCACUUAAUACAAGAUUUUGCUACCGCUUGG